ACCGGCCAUUUCCUACAUGCCCUCCCGUUCGUACCUCUCGUCUCGGCGCCUAUCUCAACAGAGAUCACCCAGUCCAUCACUCUGCACAAGCGACUUGCAUCAGGUGUCUGGAGCUUGCCAACCAAAGUCAUAUCUUUUUUAAGCAUUGCCUAUUGAGCCCCUAUACCGGGUGUCGAACAAUCCGACUGACGGGCAUCCACACACAAGUGAAGUUCGCUGCCUCUCUCGCAUCACCGUAUCCGCACAGUCGAAUUGGACCGUGAAUUGGGCACCAUUUACAUUGCAACCUGCAUAUGCGACGUAACUACAAGCAUUAGACAUGCACCGCUGUCUUCUGUUGGAUGAGAUCCUCGAAGUGAUAUUUGAUUUUGUCUUCAAUUCUAUGAAAUUGGUUGACUUGAGAAGUGCUUCCAAUUGUCACCAAAUCCCUUAUAUCUUACCGUCUUGCUAUCACCACGAUAGACGCUCUGUCUUCUGCCUCGCGCUCACAUGCCACGCAUUCCGUGAUAUAGCAUUCGGUCUCCUUUAUUCUCACCUGUGCAGCGUCCGGCCUCUUAUCAAGUCCCUGCCUCACUCGGAAUUGGUUUUCUCGGGCACAGCGUCCCUGGUGCUUACAUCUGAACAGUUCAACUCAUCGAUUCCCUACGCCGCACGCGUCAAGUUUCUCUUUAUGCAAUACGACUACCACGGGACUGUAUAUGCAACCCUCCUUGCAAGUGCGCCCAAAGACACCCUGAUAUUUCCCAACCUGCGCUCGCUUACAUGGUACGAUGGGCGCAUCACCUCCAUCCCAGUUCUCAGACUCUUCCUACCUACCCUCGAGACCCUCUCCAUCGACAUCACAGAAACAUCAUUUCGCCAGGCCAUCAUCCCUGACCUCCAUAUUACUGCCCCUCACCUCAAAGCUCUCGAGCUUAUGGGCAAUUACGUCGCAACUCAGUCGGAAAUCAAGUCGUUGUUGCUCACUUAUCCUGAGGGUCUCACAAAGUUUUCGUUUCAAUAUUGCACUAUCUCAAGUGGCUUGCUCGAUGUUAUUGCUACAUGGCCACGCCUCCGAUGGCUCACUCUCCAGCUGGGUCCCGAAAGCAUCCCUUCUGUACCAUUCCACGCGCCACAGAUGUUUCAGGCACUCACUCACUUGAAUAUCUCGUGUAACAAUCUUGGAAUUUUCACAUCUUUCCUGCGCGCCUUCCGAAUGCUCCGGAUGGAUUCUGAUACAUAUUCUCUCGGAUGCUCCAACCUCAAAACAAUCCAUAUCAACGCCAAAGAGUGUAACACAUCCAGCACCUGGUCCGAACUCCUUAGCAGUCUCACAUGUACGAAGCUAGAGCACCUUAUUAUCGAAGAGCUGUGUGAUUGGUUCUCCUGCACGUUAGCUGUCUUUGAUUUCCAUCCCCUCCUUGCGCACCCCAUCGCCCUCGCAGAGCUCAAGACCCUUGUUCUCAUCCCAAACGGCUACACUUCAACCAUCACACUCACUGAUACGGACAUCAUCACGCUUGCUCGCACAUGCCCAUAUCUUACUGUCCUCGAUCUAGGGGUGCGCAAUACGCCUAUAUCCCUAUAUGCCUUAAACUUCCUUGUAAGGCGCUGCCGCGAGUUGCGCCGGGCCUCGGUCUGCGUGAAUGCGGAGCUUGAUGCACUUGGAAGAACGCUUCUAAAAAACGACGUCGACAACGAUCAAGGGGGUCUGCAACCCAAUAUGCAGUUGUUCCAACUACACAUCGGGGGGAAGUCGCCUAUUGCAUGCGUGGGCCCCUUGCGCCCAUCGACGGCUCCAGACCUGAUGAUGUCUAUCCCACGGUUCCUGCACAUGAUGGCGCCGCGGCUUGAGAGUAUCAUGAAGAUAUUGCCCGAGGGAAAGUAUGGACGAAGAUGGGAGAUGGUGUCGGAUGCUUUGUCGGUAAUGGUGAAGGACAGCGCGAAAGAAAGUUGAGGAUGAUUAUGGUAUGAUUUUAUCAUUUCGAGUAUAGCUACAACGUCAACCACGCCGUGCACUUGCUUACUGUUCCUUCCGUGUGGUAUCACUCUUGGGAGUGGCUUAAAUAGAACUCUGUUUGAAUUG
This is a messenger RNA of Suillus fuscotomentosus, 2065 nucleotides long. RefSeq lists its product as uncharacterized. Lineage: Eukaryota; Fungi; Basidiomycota; Agaricomycetes; Boletales; Suillaceae. Bases 320 to 1936 code for a protein of 538 amino acids. The record is from RefSeq and is a predicted model, not a curated record. The transcript has 2 exons.